GUUUGCUUUGCUUUAUAACAGACUAUCCAGAGCUACAAGCCACAGUUCAUUGCCCUGCACUUCCAGGAGGUUGGAGGAAAGGACUACAUGUUAAACAUGGGCCAUGCAGAAAACUUCUUCUGGACCCUCGAGUCCAGUGAAGAAAUGAAAGACUUUGACAGGUCUUGCAUUUAUGUGGACAACCAGUUCAAAGUAGAAGAUAGCUUCACGGCUUUGGGGAGCAUGUACUUCAUCCACAAGACACUGAAAAAUAUACAACAGUAUGACUUUCAUGUUAAGAAUUUUAAAGCAGUGCUGGAAAAGAACAGGUAUAUGGGCUCUCUGGACAGGGUCACCACCGUGGAGAAAGAAAAAUUCCCAAAGAAUUUCUGGCCUGAUUUCAAGUGGUCCAGAAAGGGCUUCAUGAGGACCCGCUGGAUUAUACACAACCAAGGUCUAGACCUGGUAAAUGUCCACCUGUUCCAUGAUGCCUCUAACCUCAUUGCCUGCAACUCCAGUCCUUCCAUUUACUCAGCCAACCGCAAUAACGCUCUCAGAUAUGUCAUCAGCAGGAUAUCAGACAGUCGGCAAACUGUGCUGCCUUUCUUUGUGUUUGGAGAUUUCAACUUCCGUCUGGAUACACUUAGUCUGGUCCAGGAUUUGUCCACUGCUGCCGAUGUGCAGAUGGUGAAGAAGGACAGCAGUAACGAAGUGCAGAGAAUCAUAUAUGAAGAAAAGGAUAACGACCACCAGGUUCUGCUUCGAAUUGAGGAGAAGCUUUUCGCCUACCUGCACCAGGCGGUUUUCAGAGAGGACAAUGGCAGAGCACUUUUGAAGUAUGACAAAGAAGUUGCAGCCUUCCAUGAUGUUAUUAGGGAAGAGGACAUCAAGUUUCCACCAAGCUACCCAUACAGUGAAGAGCAUGCUAAACCAACCCAGUACAUGAACACUCGCUGUCCUGCCUGGUGUGAUCGCAUCCUUAUGUCACAUACAGCCCAAGAUUUAAUCCACAGGAGAGACGAUGGUGAGAAG
Molecule: messenger RNA, 1011 nt
Organism: Pundamilia nyererei
Lineage: Eukaryota; Metazoa; Chordata; Actinopteri; Cichliformes; Cichlidae
Gene: inpp5l
Product: inositol polyphosphate-5-phosphatase L
Exons: 12
Biological process (GO): phosphatidylinositol dephosphorylation
Molecular function (GO): inositol-polyphosphate 5-phosphatase activity
Source: RefSeq, a predicted model, not a curated record